AUGAGCUUCGACAGCAUUCAUUUCACGAGGUGCGAGUCAUGGUGCUACAGUCCAGAUUACAUUCAAGCUGCGAACAAGACCAAAGUUCGAAACUUUCUGCAUACUGAACCUUACCCGGAUGCACCACUGGACCGUCUUUUCCCCACCUGGAUAAGGGCUCUUUCUCUCUGCACUCCCAACGCUUGGACUGACCAGACAAAUCCGCUCUACGACGAGUCUGAAGUCAAUGCUGAAUACUUUGGCGACGACAAUAUUGCAAUUGUAACGACAGCAUUGCUGCACGAUCCAUACCUGUAUCCGUAUGGGCCCCUCGCGCUCAACUAUGGUGGUCUCGGAAUGGUAAUAGCCCACGAGAUCACGCACGCAUUCGACGUUACAGGCAUUGAAACUAUCAAAAAGCGUCAAGAACCUACAGAACUGUGGCUCUUCAACGAGUUCAAAGAGGAAUACACUAAAAGGGCACUCUGCUUGAGGCAUGCGCAUAAAUCCGUCCUGUCUUCAAGCGGCCGUCAGGAGGCACUGAACGCCACAGCAGACUCGGAAAACCUGGCUGACCUCGUGGGAACAAUGAUUUCGUACGCAGCCUUCGAUUCGCUGCCCGCAAAAUACAAGCGCGGAACACUAGCCGGCCUCGACAUGUCAGCGGAGCAGCUGUUCUUCAUCAAUACUUGCACGAAAUGGUGUGCUCAGCGCAGCAGACCAACAGAAGACUACGCACCAUACCGGUCUCGGUGUAUAGUGCCCCUUAUGAACAUGCCCGAGUUCUCCACAGCCUUUCGCUGCGCGGCAGGAUCACCCAUGAAUCCGCGCAAGAAAUGCGCAAUUUGGUAGUAAACAGUAUGCGGUACAUUCGGCUGGCAAACCCUGUGCCAGUCACGUCGUUUCAUAUGCAUUUUUCUAUUAUACCAAGUAGACAAAGUUUCAUUGACAAUAAAAUGACA
Rhipicephalus sanguineus (brown dog tick) is the source of this 941-nucleotide messenger RNA. Its product is annotated as neprilysin-1. Gene Ontology annotation, cellular component: plasma membrane. Gene Ontology annotation, biological process: protein processing. Gene Ontology annotation, molecular function: metalloendopeptidase activity. Lineage: Eukaryota; Metazoa; Arthropoda; Arachnida; Ixodida; Ixodidae. The transcript has 4 exons. The coding region runs from base 1 to 831 and encodes 276 amino acids. The record is from RefSeq and is a predicted model, not a curated record.